AUGGAGAAGACUAAUAAUGGUCUGCGAGUGAUUCUGUUUCCACUUCCAAUACAAGGAUGCAUCAACCCUAUGCUUCAACUCGCCAAGAUCCUUCACUCAAGAGGUUUCUCCAUCACUGUGAUCCACACGAGCUUCAACGCUCCAAAAGCUUCAUGCCACCCUCUCUUCACCUUCUUAAAGAUCGAAGACGGCUUGUCUGAAAUCGAGACAAGAACUCGCGAUGUCACACUUCGUUUAACGAUUCUGAACCGAAGAUGUGAGUCUCCGUUUCGUGACUGUUUGACUAAACUUUUGCGAUCUUCAGAUUCCAAAACAGGGGAAGAGAAACAGAGGAUUUGUUGUUUGAUUGAUGAUUCUCAAUGGAUCUUCACACAAGCUUUAGCCAAGAGUUUGAAUCUCCCGAGAUUAGCUCUUAUCGCGACCAGUGUCUCUUUCUUUCGAGGCCAUUUUGUUCUUCCUCAGCUCCGCCGUCAAAGAUGUCUUCCGGUACAAGAUUCAGAACAAGUUAAGGAGUUUCUGCCGCAUCGAAAGAAAGAUAUCUACCGGCUUCUUGCUGAAAAAACGGAGAUACUUGAUGACUACUUGAAUCGGAUUUACGAAACGGCUAAAGCGUCUUCAGGUCUCAUAUUCGGGUCGUCCUGUGAAGAGUUGGACCAAGACUCACUGACUCAAGCACGUCAAGAGUUUCAAGUCCCAAUCUUUGCGAUAGGACCUUCUCAUACCCGCUUUACGGGUUCGUCUAGUAGCUUACUAACACCAGAUGAGACUUGCAUUCCUUGGUUGGAUAGACAAGAAGACAAAUCCGUGAUUUACGCGAGUUUCGGGAGCCUCGUCACCAUCAGAGAAUCGGAGUUAUUGGAGAUUGCUUGGGGUCUAAUAAACAGCGACCGACCUUUCUUGUGGGUGGUACGGGUUGGUUCGGUCAAUGGAACAAAAUGGAUCGAGGAGAUACCUGAAGAAGUCAUGGAAAUGCUUACUGAGAAGGGAAAGAUUGUGAAAUGGGCUCCGCAACUAGACGUUCUAAAGCAUCGAGCCAUUGGAGGAUACUUGACACACAAUGGUUGGAACUCGACGGUUGAGAGUAUUUGUGAAGGCGUCCCUAUGAUCUGUUUGCCAUUUUACUGGGACCAAAUGCUAAACGCGAGAUUUGUUAGCGAGGUAUGGAUGGUCGGACUGCAUCUAGAGAAUCGGAUCGAGAGAAAUGAGAUCGAGAACGCGGUAAGGAGAUUGUUGCUGGAAACUGAAGGAGAAGCAAUCCGAGAAAGAAUGGAACUUCUUAAGGAGAAAGUAGGAGGAUCAAUUAAACCAAACGGUUCGGCAUAUCGAUCUUUAGAACAUUUGGUUGAUCAUAUAUCAUCUUUCUAG
Arabis nemorensis is the source of this 1365-nucleotide messenger RNA. NCBI's taxonomy places the organism in Eukaryota, Viridiplantae, Streptophyta, Magnoliopsida, Brassicales, Brassicaceae. The record is from the annotation of a GenBank genome assembly.